UCUACUUUCUCUUAAUUGGUUUGGUCUUUGUGGGAAGAUUUCAACGCGACGCGCUCUUUCUUCCACUGAGAAAUGUCGAAGAACAGGAAGAAGAGAAGCAGCAAUAUGGAUCACAAAGGCUAUGCUUAAUACCAAGAAGAGAAAGGGAGAGGGGCCCAACAGAGAUGAAGCUCUGGAAGAAGGCCUCCGCUGCGCUGAAGGACAACAACAGCAUCUGUCUUGCAAAGUUGGCAAGAAAAACAAACUCCCGACAUGCAGAACUAGAAGAAGCCAUCAUCAAAGCUACCAGCCAUGAUGAGCACUCCGUCGAUUACAAGAAUGCGCAGAGAGUUUUCGCUUGGAUACGAACCUCUCCCGCAUUCGUCAAGCCUUUUCUCUGCUCUCUCACCAAGAGAAUGGAGAAAACUCGAAGCUGGGUCGUCGCUCUCAAGGGCCUAAUGCUCAUUCACGGCGUUUUCUGCUGCAGAAUUCCCACCGUGAAGUUCGGGAGAUUGCCGUUCGACCUCUCCGAUUUCAAAGAUGGUCACUCUAGUUCUGCCAAGACGUGGGGGUUCAAUGCUUUCAUCCGUGCCUACUUUGCAUUUCUUGACCAGCGGUCUGCCUCCCUUAAUGGUGAUGGUCAUCCACCCGUUUUGAGUGGAGGAGAAAGCAUGGAGAAAAGCCCAAAACUGAAGCAAGUGCUCUUGGAGUUACAGCAGUUGCAGACGUUGCUUGAUUUGCUCAUGCAGAUUAGGCCCCACACAGAUAGGAUGCGUGUUAUGCUGAUUCUUGAAGCCAUGGAUUGCAUCAUCUUGGAGAUCUUCGACGCUUAUAGCAGUAUCUGUAAUGGAAUUGCUGGUGUUCUGGCUGGGAUAUUUUCGGCAGGGAAGGUAGAGGCUGCAGUCGCACUACAGGUUUUGAAGAAAGCAGCUUCUCAGGCUGGAGAACUGUCUUCUUAUUUUGAAAUUUGCAGGGAUUUUGGUGUUUUGAAUACAUCAGAAAUCCCCAGAGUCCAGCACAUCCCAGAAGAAGAUAUUCGAGAUCUUGAGAGAAUGAUCAAUGGAGUUUCCCUGGAUAAGAAGGCUAUCACUGCAACUUCUGCUGCUGCUGCUGCUGCUGCAGGCGCUUUCCAUGGGGAUAAGGCGAUAGUGGUCAGAGAUUAUCAAAUGGUUGAACAACAGAAGGAUCCUCGGAAUUUCUUGCAGACGAUUAUAACCAGCGAUUGGGUGGUUUUUGAUGAUGAAUUCAAGCCCAGAGGAGAUGAACUCGACAUCUUCUGCGAUGUUGGAAAUACAUAUCGCGUAGAUCACAAUGUUGGAAAUACAGAUCUCGUAGAUCCUUUUGCAGCUUCUUUCAAUUUUCCUCUUUUAGAGGGUUAUACCGAUGUCUCUAUUACAUAUUCCAAAGACCUCAUACUGUAUUAGCCUUACAAGAAUUGGCACCAGAAAGCUUCAUCAAGUCUGAAGAAACAGAGAAAUUGGGUUCUCUUACUUCCAAGAAAAGGAAUUUUUUUUCUCCUUUUCUUAGGAAAUGCCUUGUGGGUUCUCCGUAUUUUGUAUGAUAGAGAGAGAGAGAUUCAGCUAUGGGAGGAUUGAAUGUCACAGUCUAUUAUAAAUCAUAUAUCAUAUCCCGUUUUAUAUUAUAAUUCCACAUAACAUGUUUUGAAUGUGCUAUGUGUUACAUG
Messenger RNA from Nelumbo nucifera (sacred lotus), 1663 nucleotides. Lineage: Eukaryota; Viridiplantae; Streptophyta; Magnoliopsida; Proteales; Nelumbonaceae. The record is from RefSeq and is a predicted model, not a curated record.